CAGAAGUAAAAGCAACACCGAGCAAGGCGGACGUGUGUGGCGCAUUUUGUUGAUACAAUUUUGAUUAUAAGAAUUUCUUCUGUGUGAAAUCUAAUAGCAACAACACACCAAUAAAUUAUACUAAAAAAAAGAAAAACAAAAUUAAAAGAAAACAGUAUAUCGAUAAAUCGUGAAUCAACUGUCAAAUUGUAUCGUUCGUGCAGAGUUGCCUUAUUCCGUAACAAUAACAAUAAAUCGAAGUGUUGCAAACAAAGUAUGAAAGAGAAGCAAAACAAAUCAAGUAAAAACAGUUAAAAAUACGCAUAAAUUAUGCAACAUUAUUACAAGGAGUAACGAACAAACAGUGAAAAUCGCGCGCGCAACAGCAACAAACAGCUGUCAACAAAAAAUAUCUCGUAUUUUUUAUCAACAGAGCAAGCGGCGAAUUGCCUGUCAAUUUUGACGUCUACUCCUCUCCUCCUCACAUGUGCAUGUGUGUGUGUGCGGCUGUGUCCGCCUGUGAACGUGUCUCAUUCUCAUCAUUGUCAAUCUCGUGCUCGUUCUCUCAGUGUGCGUGUCUCUUCUUGUGUCAGUCAGAAAUAAAAUCGCAAAGUUCGAGUGUCCAGUAAUCCGGUGUUAAGGAAGUGUUAAAGCUUUUCUGCAUACACACAUCCACAUACACACAUAUAUUUCUACCUACCGGCAUAUUAAUGACGUCACGUCACGUCAGGCAGCAACAGCAGCAUCAGUAUCGGCAGCCAUCACAAUAACAACAACAACAACAGCAACAACCACAACAACGCCCGCGCAAUAAAAGGCUAAAGAAGCGACAAUAAUAACAGCAGCAGCAGCAGCAGCGGCAGCAACUGCAAAGUCAGCAAAGUCAAAGUAACGCCACAAAAGAAAACCAAAAAAGAAAAAAUAAAACAAAAACAAAAGCAAAACGCGUCUUUUUCGUCAGUUGCCAUUACGUCUUCGUUCGCUUCUUUUGCUCUCUCAGCUGUGCGCGUGCAAACAAACAACGCAAAAGAAGUUGAAAAUUACUCCAACGACAAUAACAACAACAACAACCACAUCAGCAACAGCAACGACAACAGAAAAAGCUACAGCUACAACUACAAAGACGUGUGAGUUUUGUGUAUGAGUGUGUUUGCAUCAACAACAAACAAACAAACAAGAAAAUAAACAAAAGCAGCCUCAACAACAGCAACAACUAAAUGAACAUCCCCCCUCUCCCCAUCAGCUGUAGCACAAGAUAAUGUAAAAUCAGCGUAUGCUCAAUAAAGAAAGCUUACCCAAAACAUAAAGCCGCUAAACUUGCAAAAAACAAAAAAACAAAAAAACAAAAUCAAUGAAGUUAUAGCAGCGUAUGUGCAAAAUACAUAAUACGUAUCUAUAUAUAUUUAUAUAAACGGUCGUUCCAAUCAAAAUUACAAAAAAACAAAAAAAAAAACCCCAACUCUUGGCCAGGAAAGGCUUUAAGUACCCAAGCUAUCAACUAUCAGCUAUCCCCCAGCUUUGCAAUCCUCAAAUAAAAAAAAAAAGAAUACCAAAAAAAUAAAACAGCAGCAAAAAAUACGCUAUUAUUUAUGCUACAUUGAUCUGUAUACCUUAUACAUAGGUGCUGUGCUCUGUGCUAAGAGCUGUUGAAUUUUUGUGUGAACCAGAAGCGAAUCGCAAAGUCUAACACUUAUAACAAUAAUAAUAUAUUAUAUACGUAUAAAUAUAUUUGAAAGCCAACGUCAUACAGUAAACGCGCAAGACAACACAACACAUCUAGUCGCCAGAUAAGCUAUCUAUAAAGCAUCCCCAGCUAAUCGAUAAAAGAUAUACAUACUACUACUACUAUAUACUAUACUCUAUAUAUAUAUAGAUAUAUAGUUUAAACUAGUACCACAUACCGCAUAUUAUACUACUACUACCGCUGCUGCAAUGGCCAACGUGGUGAACAUGAACAGCCUGCUCAAUGGCAAGGACUCGCGCUGGCUGCAAUUGGAGGUUUGCCGUGAGUUUCAGCGCAACAAAUGCUCGCGUCAGGAUACGGAGUGCAAGUUCGCCCAUCCCCCGGCCAAUGUUGAGGUGCAGAACGGCAAGGUCACCGCUUGCUACGAUAGUAUCAAGGGACGUUGUAAUCGUGAUAAACCUCCGUGCAAAUAUUUUCAUCCACCGCAGCAUCUGAAGGAUCAACUUUUGAUAAACGGUCGCAAUCAUUUGGCCCUUAAAAAUGCGCUGAUGCAACAAAUGGGCAUCGCACCCGGACAGCCGGUCAUAUCGGGCCAAGUGCCAGCUGUGGCAACAAGUCCCUACUUGACUGGCAUACCAGCCAACACAUACAGUCCUUACUAUGCAACCGGUCACUUAGUGCCUACCUUGCUGGGACCCGAUCCAACAGCUGUUGCCUCUCAGCUUGGCCCAGUGGUGCCACAAACCGUUCAGGUGGCACAACAGAAAAUUCCACGAUCCGACAGAUUAGAGCAAUUCUCUGGCAUGGUACCGUUCAAACGUCCAGCUGCUGAAAAGUCGGGCAUUCCAGUGUAUCAGCCCGGUGCGACAACCUAUCAGCAAUUAAUGCCGCCUUACGUGCCAGUGUCAUCAAACACUAAAAUACCACCUCUAAAUGCUUCCUGCGUUAUCUACACCGACGCAAGUGGACAGUUACUGGACACCCUCCCGGUGUGCCAAGAUUUCAAUAGAUCUAUGUGCAGUCGGUUAAAUUGUAGAUUCGUUCAUUUAACUGAAGAUGACAAAGUCGAGGUGCUUGAUCAACGUGUCGCUGUUUGUCGGGAUCAUGCCAACAGCCAAUGUCGCCGCAAACAAUGUAAAUACUAUCACAUACCGAUUGUAUUGCCGCCAGCCAACAUAAUGGCCGCCAUGAUCACGAAUCCCAGUGAGCAACAGGCGACAGCGGCCAAUGGUACUGUGGUGACAACAACAACCACUCCAGGAGCGGUUGCUGCUGGCUACAACCACAACAACAGCAACACCAACAAUUUGAUCAUCAUAGAGACUCAGCAGCAACAACAACAGCAACCACAGCAACAGUUUGGCUAUCACACCAGCAAUAGCAGCAACAACUACUACAACAACAACACUGCUGCAGCACACGGCAACAACGUGUAUCAGCAACAUCAUCAGCAGCAACAACAACACAUUACUUAUCACCGUAGUUCACCGUAUUCGCCGUCGUCAACUUCGUCAUCAUCCUCAUGCUCGAUAGCCACAUCGCCCACAUUGUCCUCGGCAACAACACUCUCGACCACUUCGACAGCAACCAUGCCCACACCGCAGCAACAAUACGCUGCAGCCGCGGCGCCGGCUGCCACAUUUCUCAAGGCGCCCGCCUACUAUGCCGACUCUGCACCCACUCUGGUGCUGAGCAAUGACUACAACUCCAACUGCAUACCAAUCCAGGCAGCACCGUACAUCUCGCUACCACAGCAACAUGUGCUGAAGUACACAGCACAGCCACGAGCAACCAACCAACAGCAGCAGCAACAUCACAGCCUAAUUCAUCAUCAGUUUAUGGGUCAUCAUUUUCCGGUGGUCGCAACUACAGUAGCUGCUUUGCCCGCCACUACAAUCACAGUGACACCGGCCAGUAUAGCCACACCCUCGCCUUGCAUCUAGUUAGGAAAUUAGAAAGCAUUUUGGCGCAUACACUUACCCCCAACUCAUUACUCACACCACGAUAGAUACAUACAUACUAUACUAAAAAAGAAUAAAAAAAAUUGAAAUUUUUUGAUGCAAAUAAUUGGUUGACAUGAACUAUUUACAAAUACAGCGUAUAUUAUGGGGAAAAAAACAGUUGUUGGUAAGAGUAAAAGUAAAAAUUAAAAAUUUAAUAUAGUAUAUAUAUUGAGAACUCUACAAACAAAAAUUUGCAAAAUUUUAUGAAAUUGUAUGUUAAAUUUACACAAAAGGCAUGCAUAAACAUUUUGAGUGACUCCACAAUAUUAGGAAUCUUUCGACAAAACAAAAACACACUAACUAUAUAAAGACAAUACAAAACAUACAGCUGUGACCAUUGAAAUAGCAGUGCAGACGACCUACACAUUUAAAGUUGAAAAAUAUUAUUAUAAACACAACUUCGAGACAAAAUUUGUUUAUAACAGCUUAAUAUAUUUAAUUUGCGAUAAUUAAACAUAUUUUUCAUUUUGGAUAAUUCAAUAUUUUUCCGAAUGUGGAUAUUAACAUAUGAAAAUGUCCGUAUUAUGAAGAUCAUUGAAAUAGCAGUGAAAAAACAAAAAUGUAAUAAAUUUCAAAAAAUCUUAUAAAUAACUUAAUCCUUCUAAAUUUCGAGUUGAAUACGACCUUAUAAUUUGUUGUGUAGCCUUUAUUGGCUAUUAGAGCCUCACAGCUACGUGGCAUGGAGUCCACCACGUCCUCGCAACGCUUGCAGGGAUUCUGGCCCUAUACCUCCUGUACAACUUGUCAAAGGUGUGGCUUAGAUGUCGGGGAUUUCUUGGCAACAUAAUGCUUGAUGUCCUCCAUCAGUUCCCAAUCGGAUUUAAAUCCGGGAACUCUGCUGACAUGGCAUUACAUCAGUUUUUUCAUGACCAAACCACUCCGUGACCAGUUGGCCGGUGUGUUUAGGUUUCGUGGCUCUGCUGAAAAGUCCAUAUUGAAGGCGCAUUUCAUCCUGAGAAUACUUCAGCAUGAUGUUUCUUAAUAUAUUUUCAAAGAUUUCUUGGUCUAUGAUCUCAUCGAUCAUAUUUAUAGGUCCCACACCACUGUAUGAGAAACAUGCCCAGAUCAUGAUUUGAAGACCACCAUGGUUAGCGGUCUUAAGGGUAUGGUUUAGGUCAUUUUAGGUGUUUGGUGGUCAACAGACAUAUUGUCUUGAACUUUUCUAACAAUUAACACCAGUUUAGACGCAUUUGUCCAAAGGAUAUUACGCCAUUUGGAAAAUGGCCAGUUCAAGUGGCGCUUGGUAAACUCCCACCUCGCUUUGAGAUGUCUAUAACCAAGUAAUUGCACCUUUUCUGGACUUCGGGUAUUCAAAUUUGUAUCCACCAGUCUUCGGCCAAUAGCCACUUCACUAAUUCCCCAACUCAGCCCUGCUUUAAUAUCCCUACAGGAUGCAAAAGGAUUAGUUUAGCUGAAGAGCACUAUGCAUCGGUCCUCUAAAAUUGUGGUUUUUUGUAUCACACUACGGUUUUCAGGCUUUGAUUUAUAAUUUAUGUCAUUGAAAACCAUUUUGGUAAAACAUUUUAGGCGACACAGAACUUUUUUAUACAAUUUUGCUCCUUCCUAAGCUCAAGAAAGGACCUCCUCUCUACAUUGGACCAGUUAGGUCCUUUACACACUAAAAUUAAUUUUUUUUUUUAUAGUUAUAGUGUAUUGUCGUAUAAACUACAAUAAUAAACCAGAUUAAACUCACUUUUCAUAAAAUUAAAAGCAAUUUCGGCUUUUUUAGUGGAAGAAAAGAAAAAACUGCUAUUCUAAUGUUCAGCCCAAAAGUGGUGCACUUGGGUAAAAAUAUCAAAAUUUCAGAAAAACUGAUCAAAUCUAACGGGGUUUUUGCUGUUUUCUUAUCUUUAUGCUUCAUUUUACAAAAACAAUGUGCUAGCGAUCAACUAACAAAAAGGAAUAACCAAAAAAAACGGUUACAUAGUCUUUUCUCUGUCGCACUGCUAUUUCAAUGGUCACAGCUGUAUAUGUUUUGUGUUGUUCAAUUAAAAAUAAAAAUAAAAUAUAAUAAAAACAAACUUAGCAAGCAAAAAAAUGGAACUUUACAAGAACGAAAACCAAAAUUUGUGGAAGAACGUAUUAGUUUAAAACUAUUUUAAACUCUAGGGCUCCAUAUUUCAAACUUAAAUUAAACUAUAAUAUUAAAAACAAUAACAAUAAUAAGAAAUUAGUAAGAAAUGCUUAUAUUAGCAAAAAGGUAAGUGUAAUCGAAAUAUUUAACAAAAUACUUGGAAAACAGUCAAAAUUAAUCAAAACGGAAAUGUUCACAAGCCAUAGUUUAGCAGCGAUUAUACAACAAAAAACAAUACAAAUAUGAAUACGGGAAAUGCAAGUGUAUUUAAAAGAUAUAAAAUAAAAAUAGAAAGAAAAAGAGAAAAAGGAAAAAACAACUACAGUCACGUCCUAUUUUUGCAACAACGAUUUACUACAGAACUUCAACAGAUUUAAAAUACAAGUUAAAAGAAAGGCUAAAAUAAUUCAGACGUUCAUUUUUUUUAAACAAAAAUCGUACACCUUUUUUUACAUUUUAUAAAGAUGAACAAAUGAAUCAGACAGAAUACAACAAAGCAACCAAAAUGAAAUUUAAAUAAAAUAUUUUUUUAUAUUGAAAUAAUAACACACAAAAAUAUGAAACCAAAAUGACAUUAACAUCAAAACAAAACAAAAAAAAAACGAAUGAAAAAAAAAACAAAAAAAUAUAAUCAAAUGUAAACUUUAAGCAUUUUUGCAAAAAAAAAAAGAAAACAAAAACAGAAAUAGAAAGAUUACCUAUAAUAUGAAAUUGAAUGAACAUUACACACUACAUUUUUAAGGAGUGUCUCACUAAUUUAGCUGAAAUUUCUAGAAAUAAUUUUAAAACAAUCAUUUCAUAUAAUACUUACCUACAGAUAGUCUCAUACAUGAACUUAGACACAUGAAAACCGACAACUAACACAAAAAAACAAAAACAAAAAACAAAAACAAACAAAGAUUGUUUUAGCGUGGAAAAAAGGGAAAACGAAAUGGAAUAAAAUAAGAAAUAUACUGUAUCUUCCUAUGCCUAAUUUAUAAUUGAAAAUACCACUAAAUAAAUAUACAAUGUGGAAAUGAUCGGUUUUAGUUAAAUAAUUGAUUGAUAUGAUUUAUACUUUGAUCUGUUAUAAGUAAAUUUAAUUUUUGAUAUAUAUAACUGAAUCAUAACAUAUAGAAUAACAACAACAGAACAUUACAAUUACAAUAAAUACAAAAUGGAAAACUACUUAUUAUAUACAACAUACAUGCAUAUAUAUUUAUGUAUAUACACGUAUAAUACUUAUAUAUACAUAUAUAUUUACUAAUGGCAACUAAAACAUGAAAUGUGAUCUUUUAAAGAAAUAAAAAUAAUAAGAGAAAUCAAUAAAUACUAAAUAAAGAACAAACGGGAAAUAUAUAUAUAUAUUAAAUACACAAAACUAAAAUUAUUCAUUUGGUGACAAAAGGUAAAUGAAUAAAUGUAACAAGUUUAAUAUAUCUACAUACAUAUAUAUAUAUAUAUAUUAAAUGGUAGCAAUAUAUAUUAGAAAUGUUUCUGAAAAACAACGACAAAAUGCAAAAUAAACAUUUUAUUUGGAAUUGAUUCCAUUAAUAACGAAAAAAAAAACAAGAUAAAUAAAUAAAAAUGAAAAUAAAACAACACAAACUAAUGACGAGAGAAUCUCAAUCUUACAUAACAAAAUAAUCGACAUAACCUAAGAUCGUUCAAAGUUUUAAGUGAUACUUAUACUUUACAAUACAUAUGUAUUUAAGGGCUGAUUAUAAUACACGGAAAUUUAGUUUUAUAUAAUUUCUCACCGUUUUCAAUAUGAAAUCCUAGAUUUUCUACUUUGCUUUCUUCUUGCUAUACAUACAUAUAUUACCCAUCUAAAACAAAGAUAAAAAGAUUCACACAUUCACUCUCUACGCUGUUGUUUCUUGACUCCUAUUCACCUCUAUCAAACACUUUUGUCAAACUAUAACUAACCGUUUAUAAAGAUAAUCCUCAUAGAUACACAGACACUAAGCAAAAAUCAAGAAUAAACAGUAACAACUCCAACUCAAAUGCCUAAUAAGUUUCCGUCCAUUAUAAGCAGACCUUAAAUCUAUAUGCAACCACAACAACAGCAAAAAAUAAACAAAUAAAAAUAGAUCAGCAUAUGGAUCGAUAAAAGAAAGUUGUAUACAACAUAAAAAUAAAAAUAAAAUAAUAAAUAAAACAUUUAUAAAAAUUAUAUUAAAUACAUAUUAGUAGGAACUUAAAAAUAUGACGUUAAAAUAAAAAACAUUUUAAAGAAUUCUUAAAAUUACAUAAAAAAAAAGGAUUGGCAAAAAAACAAUAAGCUGAAAAUGGCAAAAAAAAAUUGUGUAAAAACCCAAAUAUAAAUGUUCUACAAAAUAGAAAAUAAUUAAAAAAAAGAAAAAAAAAACUUAAAUACAUAAAUUGGAAUACAUGGACUCUGUUUAUAGAAAGAUGUUCACUUAAGCAAUUCUCAAUUUCAAUAGACAAACGAAUUAGAGUUCGCUAGUCAUGAUUGGAAACACAUGAGUUAUUUAUAAGGCACCUGUGUAGAAUAUGAGGAACUCUGCCUCAAGUGUAUGUAAACUAGGAACGAAACUUUUAUUUGCCUUACAAUUUUAUCAAAGCGAAUGUAAUGAUCAUGUUCGCAUAUCAAUAAAUAUUUCGAUUGGACUUAGUUAAUAUAAUUUGUAAUUAAUUCAGAACAAAACCUAACAUAGAUCCCCCAUAAUAUUUCUUAAUACUUAACGCUUGUAUAUGGCGCAUUUGUAAUUUCAUUUUGUAAUCGCAGAACCAGUAAAAUAUGAAUUAGGUUUAAUGAACAAAUACAUAAGUACUAUGUUUGAGCAUAAGUCAUAGGUAUUAUUGUUAUUUUUAGUUUAUAUUUACACCUAUACAUAACAUAUAUACUAUUAGAUUAUUAUGAUUAUUAAUUGUGAAUAUGAUGUGAUGUGUUUAUUAAAAAGUAAAGAACAAAAAAAAUUCAAUGUUGCAACUUAAUGAAACGUAAAGAAAUUUGUUGUACUAGAAUACCGAAAGAUCGAUCGGUCAAAUGAAUGAGUAAGAAAACUAAAGUAACUAGAAGUGAACAAUUUUAGUGUGCGAAUAUUAUAAUCUAAUUAUAAUUUAUAUUUAACGCAAAUUCGAUCUAAUAAUGCAUUACACAUACUUAUAAUAGUAUAUACUUACAGUAUAUACACACUUUGUAUAAUGUAAGUAAUUUUUCAUUUAUGUCAGGUGAUAUCAACGAAUUUUUCUAUGUGUUUUAUGCGUAUGGCAAGCGUAUUGUUCUUGAGAUGUAGUCUACCUACCUAUUUUUUAAGCGCCUUUAUUAUUUUUUUUGAAUUUACGUUUAAUUUCAAAUAUUUUGCACCUUAUUUAUUAUUGAUACUAUAUAUUAUAUUAUGUUUUUGUGAUAUUCAAAAAAUGUUGUUUUUUGUUUUCAUAUUUGUUUUAUUCAUUUUGUAUAUUUUCUCUGGCUUGUUUUUAUAUACAUACAUAAUUGAUGUGUAAUAUUUGUAUUCAGCAUAUAUACUUAUUAUAUAUUAAUAAAUUAAUUAAUACAUUUAAUUACCUAUACUUACAUAUAUACAAAAUACAAAACAAUGAUAAAUUGAAAAAAAAAAAUAGUUUUUAAGGCGUAAGCAGUAAUGUAAUGAACGAUGAAAAUGAUUAAUUAAAUAAAGCUGGGGAGGAAGUAAAGUAAACAUUAAAAAAAUAUGAACACCACGUUUACAGUACGUUUGAAAUCGAUGAUAAAAGUAAUGAUACAAAAAUAUGAUGAUAUUUAUACUCCUAAAAUUAAAAUUUUUUAAAGAUAUUUAAUAAACAAAUCAUUAUUAACUAUUAUUAUAUUUAUUAUUACAAAACAGGUUUAGUUAUUAUAUACAUACAUGUAAAAAAAAAAAAAAAAAAAAAAAAAACAAAA
This is a messenger RNA of Drosophila nasuta, 9608 nucleotides long. RefSeq names its product splicing regulator muscleblind (gene mbl). The transcript has 8 exons. Gene Ontology annotation, molecular function: RNA binding; metal ion binding. NCBI's taxonomy places the organism in Eukaryota, Metazoa, Arthropoda, Insecta, Diptera, Drosophilidae. Gene Ontology annotation, cellular component: cytoplasm; nucleoplasm. Gene Ontology annotation, biological process: regulation of RNA splicing. The coding region runs from base 1912 to 3606 and encodes 564 amino acids. The record is from RefSeq and is a predicted model, not a curated record.